Molecule: messenger RNA, 2814 nt
Organism: Endocarpon pusillum Z07020
Lineage: Eukaryota; Fungi; Ascomycota; Eurotiomycetes; Verrucariales; Verrucariaceae
Exons: 2
Coding region: 1-2814 (937 amino acids)
Biological process (GO): ubiquitin-dependent protein catabolic process
Cellular component (GO): anaphase-promoting complex
Molecular function (GO): ubiquitin protein ligase binding
Source: RefSeq, a predicted model, not a curated record
AUGCCUGCGACUAUGGCGGGGCGAAAAAGGGUCUUCGAUUCUGUCUUCCCAUCAUCGUGUCUGAAGGACCUUGCCCCUACGCCAGUGCUUAGCCAGACCGAAUUUGAUCGAUCAGUUAGGGAUCCCAUAUUCUCGCCUACUUUACGUCCAGCACCAGAAGCUUUAACUACGUACCCGGAACACGUCAUAUGGGACAGAGCGUGGCAUGCAGCCACUUCGUUUCUGACCCUUCCUGAAAGAGACUUUGUGGAGCGAAGAGAUCGACGAGAUCUCGACGCUUUUGCAGCGGCCUAUAACAAGGUACCAAGAGACGCAUUUGAAUCGAUUCGCUACGUUAUCUUGAAGCACCAGGAGGAACGAGCACGUGAGCAGAAAACAGAGCACGAAAAUUUAGUAGAGUGGUAUACAAAUCAUGUUCGAGGGCACUUUCUAGCACACUCCAAAGCCCCUCUACUACGACAAUUUUAUGGUGAGGAUGCUGGGCAAGUUCUGCUUCGAAUCCGCAACUCGCUAGACAUGAUUCAGUCUGUCUACAUAUAUCCUCUCAUGCAGUGCCUCCUACCCCAUCUUACGUCUUUCGAAGCAAAGCUAUCGAAGAGCAACUUCCAGCGCGAUCUUCACGCACUUGCGGCUUAUGCUUUGCCGCAAACGGAAAUCGAAGUCCUUCUGACCAGGUUUCUCUCCAAUUGUAGCAGGAAAAUAUUGGGCAUCGGGGAUGAAGAGUUCGAACUCAGUGCUCAAAUCUCACCGUACCCACAACACGAUCUGGACACUGAAAUGCAACCAGCUGUGCCUCAAGUCACGUAUAGGUCCUAUUACCCAUCAUGUGUGAGUAUGAGUGAGCUAGAUGAGGCCAACGAUAUCUUUGUCGAGCCGAACGACGUCAAGCAGAUACGGAACGAGCUUUUAGCUCUCAUGAAAACAUGGAGCAGUGUCGGCCUUGGGGGUGACAAGGCUCGCAAAAUCUUCGCUGCCGUUCUUGACCAAAUGCUCACGGAGUUCGUCAACUGGUCGUAUGCAGGCAUUGACGAUGACGAGUCGGGUGUGCUGCCUCACCUCAGGUAUUGGAUCGAAAAUGUCUUUUCAAGAUACGCCGUACAAUUCUUGAAUGCUCUGAGAAGUGGAGAAACGGUGUUCUUUGAUCGCUCAUCCGAGAUCAAUCUUUCAGAUGUGCAGAACUGGCAAGAAAUGGCGCUUACUCGACUAGGAGCGUUGCGGGUGGAAGAGCUUUUCGAGAUUGUCAUGGAUUGGGAUAGCACGAAAAGUCGAAUCGAUGACCUCAAAUACUACAUCACGAAUCCAUCCACUCGGACAUACCUUACAAGCAAUUUUAUUGCUGUCUUAUCUUCUCGCCUGCUUCAGCCCGGGGUCUCCACGCUUCAUAUUCUUCGUCUCUAUAUAUCCAUAAUACGGGCAUUUCGGCGACUCGAUCCGAAAGGAGUUCUUCUCGACCGAGUGGCCAGGCCUGUGCGUCGCUACCUACGUGAUCGUGAAGACACCGUUAAAGUCAUUGCUACCGGCCUUUUCAGCGACGUGGAAGAUGUUGAGGGCGAGCCUCUGCCGCCGGAUGCCGAAGUCCUGAAUGAGGCUGCCAGUGAGCUUAAGGAGCAUGGUAUUGACAAUGCAAAGGAGGACGAAGGCGAUACCGAUUGGAACAAUCUGAAUUGGGUCCCUGACCCCAUUGACGCAGCAUCGGACUACAGGAAGUCAAAGAACUUUGAUGUAAUUGGAAGCCUCAUGUCUCUUUUCGAAAGCAAAGACACUAUCGUGAAAGAGCUCCAAACAAUGCUUUCAGAUCGACUGCUCAAGAACCGCAAGGACUUCAACCAAGAAACCACGGUUCUAGAGCUCCUAAAGAUCCGGUUUGGGGAGUCUGUCCUUCAGAGCUGUUCUGUAAUGCUACGGGAUAUUAAACGUGAAUCAAUCAACAUUAACCAGACAAUCCGUCAAGAACAGGGUCUCGAGCCAUCCAAGAAUGAAACAGACAGAGAAAUCUCCUCUACUUCUCAACCCGAUCUUCAUGCAAAGAUUCUUUCCCACCUCUUUUGGCCUACUCUCCAGGACCAAACCUUCAAAGUCCCUAUGCAGAUUAUGGCGCAACAACACCUGUAUGAGAAAGGCUUCUCUGCACUCAAACAAUCGCGAAAUCUGACGUGGCUUAAUGCUCUUGGCCAAGUGGAAAUAGAGCUCGAGCUUAAGGACCGCUGCUUCAGAGGUGAAGUGACCCCCUGGGAAGCCAGCGUCAUCCAUGCAUUCGACUCUGACCCUGCAACGACCUCCAAUUUGUCAAUAUCACGAACUGUCGAAGACCUUGCUACCGAGCUAGAAAUGUCGCCGCUUCUUGUCCGUUCAGCCUGCAAACUUUGGCUUAGCAAGUCCAUCCUCACAGAAACAACACCAGAUACAUAUGAGGUGCUUGAGACACUCCCUGAUGGUACAGACGCAGCUCAUGCUACCAGCACCAUCACUACAGCCACUCCCAACCAUCCUACAUCAGGUAGCCUUUCAUCUUCCUCGGCAGCCGCCGCAAUCGCCGCCGCUGAAACGGCCGCCUCGCUGGCCGCACAUUCAGCCUCGGAAUCCCUCCUCCAACAGAAGAUGGCGGUGUACCACCAAUUUAUCCUAAGUCUGCUUACGAAUCAAGGUGCGAUGCCCCUGCCCAGGAUUGUCAUGAUGUUGGGUAUGGUAGUUCCUGGUGGAUUUCCUUUUAGUAAUGAGGAGUUGAAGGAUUUUCUGGGAAGGAUGGUUAGGGAUGGGGAGGUUGAGAUGGGUGGCGGAGGCGUUUAUAAGGCAGUGACAAUGGGGCAAAGCUAA